Macrosiphum euphorbiae (potato aphid) is the source of this 1041-nucleotide messenger RNA. NCBI's taxonomy places the organism in Eukaryota, Metazoa, Arthropoda, Insecta, Hemiptera, Aphididae. The record is from the annotation of a GenBank genome assembly.
AUGAACUGUUUAUUGGUAAAAUCACCCGGUCCGUCCGGUAAGCCAGUGGUCACUAUUACGGCGAGUGCGGCAGCGAGCGUAACGGCCGCGGCAAAGGCGGCGAUGAGCAAUGCAUUGAAAGACAACGAGCAGAUAAAUGACGCCGUGAGCAAAGUUUUGGGUGGAUACGAUUGGACUCUAGUGCCAGUUCCUGCCAAACCUCCUACAGAGAAGAAAAAUUAUCAUGUAAAGAGACCAAUGAAUGCUUUUAUGGUGUGGGCUCAAGCAGCACGUCGCAAGCUUGCCGAUCAGUAUCCACAGCUGCACAACGCCGAGCUCAGCAAAACGCUUGGCCAAUUGUGGAGACUUUUGAGUGGUGAUGAUAAACAACCGUUUAUAGAAGAGGCUGAAAAACUGCGUGUACUUCACAAGAACCGAUAUCCCGAUUAUAAAUAUCAACCACGUCGGCGCAAGGCUGCUAAAGGCAUACCAAAGAUACAAGACAAAUCAAAACAUGACAAAUCUGAAGCAAAUGAUUCUCAGUAUCAACGCCAUCUAAAACAAGACAUGUUAAUGAAUUGUAACAGCACCACUAGUAGUCGUCCGAUUAAACAAGAAAUGAUUCCUGCCAGCUCAUCGUCGACCAGUAGUAGUAGUCCAUCCGGUUCAGCACCAGAACCACUGACUCCUCCUACUACUCCAAACUACUACCCAGCCAAGCCCAAAAACGGCUAUUGCAACAUUACGCACACUAUUUGUUAUGGUGGUGAAACGGGUGAAUCUGCGAUAGAUUACAGUCUAGAUUUUGGUCGUAUGGACGACCUACCGGCGGUGGAGGCUAUCGGAGCUGACAUGGUGGACAGUUCGGAACUGGAUCAGUACCUAACGAUGGGCAACCAAUACCCAUCCACAUCGAGCAGUUGUGCUGACCCUUCAGAACCAUAUUAUUAUCAUGCCAGGUAUCAUGAAUUGCAGCCGAAUACGGCCAAGCCACAUUUUUCGGUACAUCAAACAUCAUACCAACCGUCUUAUCAGUACGUCGUCAACAACUAUAAUAACUAA